AUUAUCAGGUACCUAGGUAGAAGGGAAGGGCGUUGCUGCUGGCAUUCACUGCUGGGCGCAGAUGAGCACUACCUGAGCUGAAAUCUAGUCCUAAGCACAGCUUCCAUUCUUUUUGUGAAGGGUGCAAGUGUCGGACUCGAGCAAUAUGCCAGCUCGGAAAGGGGAACAGGGGCACUUUUGUUUACAAGCCUUCUGCUUCUCUCAACCUGCUACUUACAUUGAAAUGGUGAAAAUGGCAAUUUGACUUUGAUCCAUUACCCAAGGCCAAGUUGUGCUCUGCAACAGCUAGCUGUGAACAUGAUUGACCUGACACAGGAAGACGUCGCGCUGGACGCAUGCGAUUCAAAUCCUGGCAAUAACAAAGCAACAUCACAAGGAAGCAAGGAAGGAGCAAGCAGAUGGAAGAAGCGGAAGGGUCCUUCAGCAGCAAGGGUAACCAUCGACCUGGAUUCAGAACCCCCCCGGCUUGACACCGAAUCCUUCUCCCUGGCGGCUGAACCGAAGGUUUCUAGGGCUUCAGCCGCACUCAAGUUGACGCCCAAGACGCCGGUCAAACCGGUGGCAAAACGCCGCAAAAGCAGCCCUCUCCAAGCACCAGUUGCUGCAUUGCUCAGAAGCUGUAAAGCUGAACAGAAAGGAAGUGGGGAGGAUGCAGAUAGUCAGGCGGAGAGCACAAACGGUGGGGACACCGAGGGUCACGGGGCGGAGGGCGAGGAUACAGAUGCCGAAUGUGAAUCAACAGAACUAGCAUCUGCGACAUCCAAGGUGCCGCAACCCCCCUGCGAGACAGACAUACCAUCGAAGCUGCCGCCAGUAGCAAACCCACGCAGCAUUUUGAAGCCAACCCCAAGCCCUGUCCAAGUAGAGGGAACGGCACAUAGGCCGCAGGGUGAAUGGCUGCAGAAUGCAGAAAGAGGAUUAAAGCAGGAUCCAAGCAGGCCAAGUGCUUCGGAUGCAGCAGGGACGUCGCCAGCAGAUACAUGCCGGCCACAGGGUCCUAUGUUGAAUCUGCAGAGAGCUCAGCAGCAAGCAGCCCCAUUGUUCAAUCCUCCCCAGUCACCAAGUGCACUUUCAGCCCCUAAAUCCAUCCCAAGCACUUUCCAACCGCCGCCAAACAUCUCUUUGGUCCAGAAAACUCCCCCUGAGUUGAAUCGAGAGUGGGAGGCUUCUGGGGCUGCGGUGCGCGCGACUCCUGCAGCGAUUCCCCCCAGCAGAUCCAGUGUACUUGAGCCACACGCAUACGGUCAGAAAGCCCCUCCGAGCGUUGCGGCAGUCCCUCCCUGGAUGUCCACCGAAACCCCUCCCAGUCAACGAGGGCCGAUCAAAGGUCCAGCAAGGACAGUCAUUGAGCCAGUAGAUGCGCGCAGUCCCCUAGAAACCACGAUUAGGCAGAGCAAGCCACAGGCCGGAAGCGGACAGCCGAGGACUGCGACCACAAAGCCAAUCAGUGAUGAUCUGAGCUGGCUGCCGGAGCCCGACUUCACGGAGCUAGACGCGCUGAUCCUGGCGCACCAGGCGUCGAAAGAGACGUUCCGGCAGGAGGAGGAAAGGAGACGGCGAGUGGCGGAGCUUGAGAACGCCCAGGAGCGGACAGUAGCGGGAAGGGGCGGGAGAGGAGGUGUUGCUGCGGGUGUCAGUGGGAGAGGGGAAGCGAUAGAGGGGCAAGGGAGGGGAGGCGGGGACAGGGAAGCUGACGCAGCAAACCAGCGGGCUUGGGAGACAGAGGAGCGGGGGGAGAGUAUUGGGGAGCGGAGUGCCAAAAGGUGGGACUCUUGGCAGGGGCGUGUGGGAAGAAACGGAAACGGGGUGAGCACUUCGUGGCAGGGUGAGGGACCGGUAGGUAUAGAGCGGAGUGAGAGGGAGGGACGGCAAACGCGUGUCCUGCAAGCAAACCCUCUGCAAAGCGGUUUGGGGAAGGCGAGAGAGAACGUGCCGGCGGAAGCAGUCUGGCCGCCUGAGCCAGAUUUUGGAGAAGCCACACCCAGAAAGAGAGAGGCAGGGGGGCGGUCAGCUAGAAAGAAGCAGAGGGUGGUGGAGAGUGACAGCGAAUUGGAGGAGGAAGAUGAGCUUCCCGCUUCCUGCAAGAGGGAUCCCCAGGUUCCACUGGAUCCUCCCAAGUCGGAGAGGAAGCCCACGCCUGCUCCUGUGACCAGACAGAGAGCGCCCGCCUCUGAAAAGAAAGCGGGUGCCAAGCUGACGCCCAAAUCGUGCAUCUUGGACAGCGACACGGAUGAUGACGUCAGCAAUGACAGUGGCGGGUCCGAAAAGAAAGUUGGGAGCAAGGGGGCGGGUUCGGACAGUCCGGUGGCAAGUUUGAAGGGGAGGGUGCUUCGGACAGUGGGCAAGGGGUCUGGAAGGAAGCCUAAGCGACUGGCUAAGGUGGGAUCGGGUUAUGGGGCGGGUUUCGAGACGGGUUUAGGGGAGGACCGAGUGGAGGAGGCGCUCGAGCGGCUGAGGCGCAAAGUGGCGGACGAGGGGCAGAUCGUGCAUGUGGAGUCGCAGCCAGCACAACCUGCCGUUCACCAAAAGUCCAAGUGGCCGCUACAGAAAAAGAUCGAAGAAGCGUUGCUUGCAAGGGGCGUCACCCAGCUGUACUCGCACCAGGCGGAGGCAAUCACCCACGUGUUUGGCGGGAGUAGCUUGGUCGCAGCCACACCGACGGCAAGUGGAAAGAGUCUCACGUACUGCAUCCCGGUCCUUGACGCCAUCCUGACCAUCCCAAAAUCUCGGGCUCUCCUCGUCUUCCCCACCAAGGCGCUUGCACGUGACCAGCUCAAAGCGAUGCGGGAACUUGUGGCCAUAGUCAAGCCGGGGGUCUCCUGCGAACUGUACGAUGGAGACACGCUAUUCGAAGAUCGGAAGCAAAUAUGCAGAAAGGCGCAGAUCAUCUUUACCAACCCCGACAUGCUCCACCAGACGAUUCUGCAGCGCCACACGUACUGGAAGGCCUUCUUCGCUAACUUGGCGUUCUGCGUCAUCGACGAGGCGCACCACUACAAGGGCGCCUUCGGCAGCCACGUGGGCCUCGUGCUGCGGCGACUGCUCCGGGUUGCUCAACACUACGGAGGGACGCCCCAGUUCAUCUGCUGCUCGGCCACUAUCAACAAUCCCGUGGAGCACGUGUCCCGGCUGAUCAGCAAGGUGGACACGCAGCUGGUGAAGGGCAGCGGCGCGCCCCUGGGCCCGCGCCACAUCGUGCUCUGGCAGCCCGCGCUCGCCAAGGACGGCGACGGCAAGCGCAAGAGCGCCUACGUGGAGGCCGCCAAGAUCACGGCGGAGCUGGUGAAGGCGGGUCUCCAGACGCUAGUGUUUGUCGCCGCGCGCAAGCUGACCGAGAUCGUGUGCAACACCGCUCGCGACAUGCUGAAACAAGAGAACCGGUUCGAUCUGAUCGACAAGGUCGAGAGCUACCGAGCAGGCUACACCCCCGAGGAGCGCCGCAGGCUCGAAAAGAGCCUAGCUAACGGCGACCUUCGAGCGCUCGUGUCCACCAACGCCCUGGAACUUGGGAUUGAUAUUGGACAGCUGGACUGCACCGUCCACGUGGGCCUGCCGGACACGAUGGCCAGCCUGUGGCAGCAGAUCGGGCGCGCGGGGCGGCGCCAGACGGCGUCACUUGCCGUCAUCAUCGGGCAGCAGCGCCCGCUGGACCAGCACUACAUGCGCCACCCCGACCAGCUCUUCUCGCGCGGCAUCGAGGACGCACUGUGUGACCCGCUCAACCCGUACCUGCUCAGGAUGCACCUGCCGUGCGCCGCCAACGAGCUGCCGCUCACAGAGGAGGACGAAGCGCUGUUUGGGUCCGACUUCGGACGCGUUCGUGACGAGCUUGUGGAGGCGUCCGAACUGCGGUACGUCCCGGGCCCGGACGGAGGCGACCAGUACACGUACCGGUGGGACGACAAUCCGGCCACGAAGUUCAAUAUCCGGGGGGCGGCACAAGAUCCGUUCAAGGUGGAAGAUGAGGACGGCCGGUUCAUCGAGGAGGUCGAGAAGGCGACCGCGUUCCGGCGGAUCCACGAGGGGGCCAUCUUUCUGCACCAGCGGGAGUCGUACCAGGUCCUCGAGCUAGACGUUGAGGGGCGGAAGGCAACCGUUCGAAGCUGUAGCCCCGAGUUCCUGACGGAGGUGAAGGAGAAGAUCUCCGUCAGGAUCCUCGAGUCCCAGCAGUCCCGCAAGGCGUUGGCAGCUCAGCUGGAGUUUGGCACGGUCAAGGUGACCGAGUCCAUCGUAGGCUUCCAGAAGAAGCACAUUCUGCACGACAAGGUCAUUGAGGAGUGCUCCCUGCAGCUGCCGCCCACCGAGUACGACACGUGUGCGAUCUGGUGGGACGUCCCCCCCGAGGCGGUGUACCGGUUGGAGCAGGAGGGCAGCCUGAUGGACGCCAUGAACGGCGUGAAGCGCAUGGUCAUCUCCAUCCUGCCGCAGCUCUCCCUAAUGGACCGCCAAGAUAUCGGAGGGCAUGCCGUGCUUAGUCAGGAGGCCACGCAGAGACCGCAGGUGUUCAUCUUCGAUGCAUACCCGGGCGGCAUCGGCAUAACCAAGCAGGCUUACGGCAAGAUUGAGGAGGUGUGGCGGCAGGCGCUGAGCGUGCUCCGGGAGUGCGACUGCUCGGAAGGCUGCCCCAGCUGCGUCCAGCCGUCGUCCUUUGAGAGCGUCUCCGGAUCCAUGGCCGUCAAGAAGGCGUGCCGCAUCCUCCUGGAGGCCUUGCUGGCGGACUGGAUGCUCACCACCGAGGCUGCAGAUGAGGCACCGAUCCCCACGACAGGGCCUCCUGAGAGCCACUUCCACUCGGCGGCCAGUGCACAAAGAGACGCGGUUGCGAAGCCAAAAGCUGAGCCGUUAAGAGAUGCGACAAACUUUGGGAAGAGAUGCCAGGCAAAGCUUGAGCAGAAUGAGGAGGUGAAAGUUAGGAGCGUCAAAAAGAAGAGCGCCGUGCCCCGGCAGGUUAUUGACUUGGAAGACGAAUGACGACGCUGAGCUUGAUCAGGACGUUAUAAGGAAUUAGUGGGUGGUGCUAGCCCUUGCGUCCGCCGUUGCAGUCUUGGCAGAGGGCGGCCACUCUCUGUGCUUGAAAAGAGAUCAAUUUUAGGGGGUUGAGUUAGUGGUGCGCGUUCGUAGGUCGGAUCAAUCUCGCACCCAGAUAAGAGGACUGAGGCUUGACUUUAACAUUUUCCAUCGAACGCACUAGAAGGCAGAUGUCCAAUCAAGAUAAUUCUCAAACGGCAAGUUGCUUUCAUCUGCGAUUCAAAACAAGUUGAGUACACCCG
Messenger RNA from Klebsormidium nitens, 5270 nucleotides. The record is from the annotation of a GenBank genome assembly. Lineage: Eukaryota; Viridiplantae; Streptophyta; Klebsormidiophyceae; Klebsormidiales; Klebsormidiaceae.